Messenger RNA from Cotesia glomerata, 1118 nucleotides. RefSeq names its product zinc finger BED domain-containing protein 4-like. The coding region runs from base 1 to 1068 and encodes 355 amino acids. The transcript has 3 exons. The record is from RefSeq and is a predicted model, not a curated record. Lineage: Eukaryota; Metazoa; Arthropoda; Insecta; Hymenoptera; Braconidae. Gene Ontology annotation, molecular function: protein dimerization activity.
AUGUUACGUGAUCUGUUGACAAAAGUAACAAACAUAGUAACUUUUUUUAGACACAGUGAGAGAGCUACAACUGAGUUGUUGUCAUUACAAAGCAAUUUACCAGAAUCAAAGCGUCUUAAACUAAUCCAAGAAGUGAAAACAAGAUGGAAUUCUUGUUUCGAAAUGAUUAAUCGUUUCAUUGUACUUGCCGAUCAUGUUGGCAAGGUACUCCUUCAGGUCAAAAUGGAUAAAUCAUCAAAAGCUAAGCCUCCUAAUAUGAUUACAGGAGAUGAACUCGAAUCCUUAAUUGAAGUUCGCGACAUUUUAAGUCCUCUUUGGCGAGUUACGCAGGAAGUUUGCGCGGAAAAAAAUGUUACAUUAAGUAAAUGUAUCCCUUUGAUUGCUAGUCUUAGGAAAAAAACUGAAAAUUUCAAGCCAGAUACUUUGAUUGGGCGACAAUUGCAAAAAAAACUUACUCAAGAAAUUGAAACUAAAUAUGGGAACAUUGAAUCAGUCAAAUUAUAUGCUUGCGCAACUCUUCUUGACCCCAGGUAUAAAAAGUGCGCUUUCUAUAGCAUCCGAGAGUCUGCUCGUGCAAUCACUAACGUUGGUGAUCUGGUUAGGAUUGAGAGAAAUGUAGCAUCACAGGCAACGGGAUCUUCUGCAAUACUUGACGAUGAUGAAGUUACUACAGCCAUUGAAGCCCAAGUUUCUUCAAAAGAUGGAAAUGAUGAUGAUGAUAUAUGGUCAUAUUUGGAUGAAGCUGUCAACUAUAGUCAUUCUCAAGCAGAUACUGAUGAAGCAGGUGGAUUGCCGAUACAGUUACGUCAGUAUUUAUCUCGCCCAGCUGUUCAACGAAGACAAAACCCUAAUCCACUUGUCGUUUGGGAAUCAAUCAAAUAUGAAUAUCCUCAUUUAUAUAAUGUAGCGAGGAAGUUUCUAUCAAUUGUAGCAACUUCUGUACCCUGCGAAAGAUUGUUUUCUCAUGCUGGCCUGAUUGCUAAUCAAUUAAGAAGUCGUUUAUCGCCUCAGCACUUGAAUCAACUUGUAUUUCUAAGGUCAGUUAGUGAAGAUAUGUGGGAUUCUUAAAUUACAGAUUUUUUAUAUUUUUAUGCCUCAUAGAUACUUAAUUUAAAUAG